UGUGCUCCUUAUCUCCUAGCUAUAAAAAUUUUAGUUUUUAAAAGAGAUAUUUGGAAAAAAUAAUUUUAAGCUUUUAUCUUGUGGGGCGGGGGAGAUGAAGAGCAUGUGCAACUAUACUAACAACAGUGCCACAAGAAUUAAAGGUGCCAGCGUUCAAAAAAUAAAUUAUCCUUUUAUCUUCUUCUUCAUGCAACCGCUCUCGCCCCCUCCCACCUCUGUUUCAUUCGCCGAUUGUCGGCCCCUCCCAUCGACGCUAACGUCACGACACAAGCCGACGCCCAACGCCACGAGCCAUUUCCCUCUGCGCCGCACGCUUAGCUGCCGCGAUCCCAUGUCAAUCUACCAGAUUGGAAGUACUUUUGGGUGGAGAUUAAGUCGCUGUCAAGCAACCUUUUGGUGUUUUCUAGCGACUUUUGGUGAAAGUAGAGGCAAGUUGUCGACUAACAAAGCCGUGACCGACUGUUGCUUCUUAACAUGUUCACAUAACUUGUGUUCACAUUAUGUUAGAUGAGAUAUAUGCAAUUUGGACAAAAAAUGAAAUGCCAACUCCUUGGGUCCAAAGUUGGCUCAGGCUCAUUUCCACGAAGCUAGUUCUUCUACUAAUGACGUUUGUUCAUAUUGUUGGUCUCAAGUUUAUCAAGAAAGGCAUCCAAAGUAAUAUCCUUAAAGCUAUAAUUAUUUGUGAAGGCCUUCAUAGCAUUACCUAACACAAUGUUUACCUUGUUAUUGUGGAGAGAUAGAAAGCAUUUAAAAUGAUUGCACUUUAAUCUUUGCUUUUUUUUUUUUUUAAUAGCGACAAUCUAAAGAUUUAUAGAAGGAAAGAAUUGUUUGAUUUAAACUUUAAAGUAAGUAAAAAUAUAGAAAUACAAAAAUUGUAGGUGAGUAAACUUGUGAAGUUGAUUAUAUACAUCUAAUUCAAAUCCUCACACUCAAUAAAUGUUGUAGUUCCUAACUAAUACAAUCCAUUAGCAAACAAUGAAAAUUACUAUUUCUAAGAAGAAAGAAAGAAAUGAAUGAAAUUACUGUAAAAAUAAAAAUGCCGUUUUUUCUCCCAAACACAUAGAAAUUAGGUUUGAGAAAUUCAAAGCAGCAUCAUACCCCUAAAUUCAUCAAAACACAAAACUCCAUCGCCAUCCAAAUCAAAUUUAGCGAUCAUUCUCUUACAAUCCCCAACACUCCUCGAUUCCCCAAGACGGCUAAGCAUCCGCCGCAAGCUCACCGGAGUAAUCACCCCCAAUCCUUCCAUUUCAUACAUCUGAAAAGCCUCCCUCACCUCUCGAUCAUCAUCAUCAUUAUCAUCAACCCCCUUCACCAACCUCCCAAACUCCUCCAUCCCCAGAAGCCCGUCGCCAUCGGAAUCGUAGGCAGCCACAGCCGAGGCGGCCUCCGCUUCGGUCAGAUCCAGCCCAGUGAGAGCAGGGAGGCGGGUGAAGAGAUCGUGAGGGGAAACUUUGCCGUCGGAAUCUGUGUCUAUGGUGUAGAAAAGCAGAGUGUGGUAAGGGGAGAGUUUGUCCAUGGUUAUGGGAGAUUAAGAUCGGAAUUGAAUAAUGGUUUUGAAUGAUGAAAUGGGUAUUGAUCGAAGAUGGAGAUGUUUAAAUAUGGGGAAGGAAUUUGCGCGUUAGGGAUUGAAUUGGCGUGUGUAAAGGAAGAAGUUGUAUCGGUUGGCGGCGGUAGGCGGUGGAUCGUAAAGUUCUUAAGUUUAUUA
Messenger RNA from Cucumis melo (muskmelon), 1705 nucleotides. RefSeq lists its product as uncharacterized. NCBI's taxonomy places the organism in Eukaryota, Viridiplantae, Streptophyta, Magnoliopsida, Cucurbitales, Cucurbitaceae. The transcript has 3 exons. Bases 95 to 511 code for a protein of 138 amino acids. The record is from RefSeq and is a predicted model, not a curated record.